Messenger RNA from Strongylus vulgaris, 423 nucleotides. The record is from the annotation of a GenBank genome assembly. NCBI's taxonomy places the organism in Eukaryota, Metazoa, Nematoda, Chromadorea, Rhabditida, Strongylidae.
GACGUGUUCCCUGAGCCGAAUAUGGCAGUGGAGGCUGGAGCAGGCCCACUUUCGCGAUUGUUUUGGGCAGCCACACGGGAUGCGUUUGAUAAUGGGAAAUCAGUCUUUGUGAUGCUAUUCCGCCGACGCAAUGACCGCCAUCCGGUGGUUGUGCUUCUCGGAAAUCGGCUAUCCGAAGAAAGCGGAAGGCGGUAUGGUUGCUGUGUGGCCGUGAUCGGACACAAGCAGGAAGUGUUCGCAGUGGAAAGACAAACGGAAGCAACGCAACGUCAGCUUCCAUUGCACGAAUCGUUGAUCGAAGCUGGUGCAGUGCGACAAUUUGAAAGAGAAGAAAUGGAUCCGUGGCGUCAAGUUCUCCACGACACGCCUAUACUUCCAGCACAUUCUGGGAUUGCUGCAACAGGAGUGGACCUAAGUUGCUAG